AAAGAUGCAACUGUGUGGCGUAAACCAUCAGAGGAAUUCAGUGGAUACCUCUACAAAGCUCAAGGAGUGGUGGAAGACGUUACUAACAGAAUAGUGGAUCAUAUUCGCCCUGGACCUUAUAGGCUAGACUGGGACAGCUUAAUGACUACAAUGGACAUCAUGGAAACAUUUGAAGAGAACUGCUGUGUGAUGCGCUACACCACUGCUGGCCAGCUCUGGAACAUCAUCGCACCAAGGGAGUUUGUUGAUUUCUCUUACACUACAAGCUAUAAAGAUGGGCUUCUAACAUGUGGUAUAAGCCUAGACUAUGGAGAGGUGAGACCUAACUUUGUCCGUGGAUUCAAUCACCCUUGUGGUUGGUUCUGCAUCCCUCUCAAGGACUAUCCUAGCCACAGCCUUUUGACAGGCUAUAUUCAGACUGAACUACGAGGGAUGCUACCACAAUCUGCAGUGGACACUGCCAUGGCUAGUACCUUGGCCAAUUUCUACUCUGACCUCAAAAAGGCACUGAAAACAUAG
Messenger RNA from Fulmarus glacialis (Northern fulmar), 519 nucleotides. It is a transcript of the gene STARD4, whose product is annotated as StAR-related lipid transfer (START) domain containing 4. The transcript is spliced from 4 exons. The annotation marks the transcript as partial. The record is from RefSeq and is a predicted model, not a curated record. Gene Ontology annotation, biological process: cholesterol import; intracellular cholesterol transport; cholesterol transport involved in cholesterol storage. Gene Ontology annotation, cellular component: cytosol; endoplasmic reticulum. NCBI's taxonomy places the organism in Eukaryota, Metazoa, Chordata, Aves, Procellariiformes, Procellariidae. Gene Ontology annotation, molecular function: cholesterol transfer activity; cholesterol binding.